AUGUCGGCGUAUACUCCAGGAGACCUCGCCUCAUCCAACUACCGUCAACAUGAAGAAGCACCUCCUGGUCAGCCGAAGUAUAUGGCUACGAUUUUUCAAUCUAUGAAGUCCUUCAUCCACUCCCAGGUUGAAGCUCAUCGCAACGGAAUCGCACGGAAUCUCCACGAGGUCAUUCAAAUCGCCCAAGACAUUCUCCGAGAAGUGGAACUCCAAGAACCGCGCUUUAUUAACACUUUGAAGACUCCUGUUGACAGUAGUAGAGGUAGUAAUGGUGUAAGCAGUAGUCUAGCUCAAAAAUACGGCCUUGAUAUGGAUCUCUAUGAGGGUCUUCGAGUUAACUCCUCUACUGAGUUUGAAGUCAUUCUCUUUCUUAAUCAGAUGGGUGUCUUCAACUUCGUUGAUGAUGGAAGCGUCCCCGGAGGCGCUGUAUUAAAACUCUCCGACGGACGGAAACGAAGCAUGUCACUGUGGGUGGAGUUUAUCACAGCAUCUGGUUAUCUCUCAGCUCGUAAAAUUCGCGCUCGAUUCCACAGCCUCGUGACACAAGCAAUUGAGAAGUCUGCCUACCGUGGAAUACUUCAGCUCAUCAGUGGAACAAACAGUGAGGUGAAGAUUCGCGUUCGUGAUCGAUAUGCUCUCCAAAUUACGCCGGCAUUUCGUUGUCAGGGUCUGUGGCCACGGUCAGCCAACCAUUGGCCCUCCACAACGUCUACUGGAUGGCUAGUUUGGCCUUGUCCACGUCUAGUUACCGAAGUUAAACACGAAGGCUUCACUCUUCUAAGUCAGGAAUCUGCAUUCACCAGAUCUGACAAGCAACACCAGGCAUCAGCUGAAGGAGACGCUUGGCAGCUUGAUUUCUACGAAGCGGAGGAGCGCCUUCUAAGUCAGGGUUCACGUCAGCUCUGUUUAAGCAUUCUCACCACGUUGUUAGAGCGUCAUCUAGUCCUCAACGACACACGAAUGCUGCACGAUUACUUGAUAAAGACUCUGCUGCUUCACGAAUGCGAAAAACAUCCAAGAGAGGAUGAAUGGAAUGAGUACGCCCUGCCAGAUAGAAUCAAUGGAAUUCUGUUACAACUCAUCUCCUGCCUCCAACAUCGUCACUGUCCUCACUACUUUCUGCCGCAGUUAGAUCUCUUCGCCCAAUACUCUGCUCCAAUGCUGGAGUUAGCAGCUCGACGAUGUUGGACACUCCUUCGAAGCCUCAUCACCUGUCCAACGGCAUUCCAGAGACUGUAA
Echinococcus granulosus is the source of this 1239-nucleotide messenger RNA. RefSeq lists its product as hypothetical. The record is from RefSeq and is a predicted model, not a curated record. Lineage: Eukaryota; Metazoa; Platyhelminthes; Cestoda; Cyclophyllidea; Taeniidae. Bases 1 to 1239 code for a protein of 412 amino acids. The transcript has a single exon.